Molecule: messenger RNA, 4469 nt
Organism: Anguilla anguilla (European eel)
Lineage: Eukaryota; Metazoa; Chordata; Actinopteri; Anguilliformes; Anguillidae
Product: forkhead box protein J3-like
Exons: 13
Coding region: 443-2272 (609 amino acids)
Biological process (GO): regulation of transcription by RNA polymerase II
Cellular component (GO): nucleus
Molecular function (GO): RNA polymerase II cis-regulatory region sequence-specific DNA binding; DNA-binding transcription factor activity, RNA polymerase II-specific
Source: RefSeq, a predicted model, not a curated record
GGAAGGUUCCCGGAUGUUUGCUGUCGAGUGGAGAGCAGACGGGAAAAGGUGUUGAAACCGAGGGACGGUACUGACCGACACACCGGCCAAUGUAAAGCAAGUCCAACUCGGGACAAGCAACGAAAGUGCGAACGCCAGGGGGGUAAAGGAGCCCAACCCCCUGGGGAAAGAAGAAUUAGGUGGACCACUUGGGACUGUUGUUCCAGCCCGAACCUGGACCGGUCCGUUGAUAUACCCGGGGAUGAGCUGGGUUUCCUGAGCAGGCAGCAGCACGGCUCUGAUCGCUGACUGCAGUCGGACUCACCGCGCAGCACAAGAGCCGUGAGCUGAGGGAGGUUGUGCUCUUGCCCUCUCUCACCUGGCCCCCCCCUCCCCUCCCCCCUGCCCGUAGCGCACCGAUCCCGGUCCCGCCCCCCGCCCCCCCCCAUCCUCGCGGGCAGGCAUGACGUCAGAGCUGGAGAGCAGUUUGACGUCCAUGGAUUGGCUGCCGCAGCUCACCAUGCGGGCGGCCAUCCAGAAGGCCGACGCCCAGAACGCCCACGGGCCGGGCGUGGCCAAGAAGGGCGCCCUGCUGGACCCCAACACCACGCUGGACCAGGAGGAGGUGCAGCAGCACAAGGACGGCAAGCCGCCCUACAGCUACGCCAGCCUCAUCACCUUCGCCAUCAACAGCUCCCCGAAGAAGAAGAUGACCCUGAGCGAGAUCUACCAGUGGAUCUGCGACAACUUCCCCUACUACAGGGAGGCGGGCAGCGGCUGGAAGAACUCUAUUCGGCACAAUCUGUCACUGAACAAGUGUUUUCUCAAAGUGCCUCGAUCGAAAGACGACCCCGGAAAGGGGUCCUACUGGGCGAUCGACACAAACCCUAAAGAGGAUGCCCUCCCCACGAGGCCGAAGAAGAGGCCGCGGUCCGGAGAGCGGGCCUCCACGCCGUACAGCUUGGACUCGGAUUCCCUGACAAUGGACUGUAUUAUGUCUGGAAGUGCCUCUCCAACUUUGGCAAUCAACACUGUGACUAACAAGGUAGCAUUGUACAACACCGACCAGGACGGCAGCGACAGCCCGCGCAGCAGCCUUAACAACAGCCUGUCCGACCAGAGCCUGGCGUCGGUCAACUUGAACAGCGUGGGCAGCGUGCAUGGCUACACUCCGGUCACCAGCCACCCCGAGCCCGUGUCGCAGUCCCUGAGCCUCCAGCAGACCCCUCCCCCCCAGUACAGCAUGCAGGAGCGGGAAAAGCAGCUGCUCUUCUCCGACUUUGAAGAUCUCAGUGCCUCUUUCCGCAGCCUUUACAAGUCCGUCUUUGAGCAGUCCUUCAGCCAAGGAGUUAACUCCUUCAGUCAGCAGGGUCUGAUGGGCCUGCCGUCGGAUUCGGCUCCUCAGACGCACACCUCCUGCUCGUACCAGCAGGCCCCCGGCGGCGCCCUCAGCUCCCACCCCCACGGCGGCCAGAACAGCAUCGCCAACAGCGGCGGGCAGGUGCCCCUGUCCCACCCCCAGAACGCCCACGGCUCGCCCCACGGCCAGCACCUGCCCCAGCACGGCCAGCACCACGCCCCCCAGCACGGGCCCCACCCCUCCCAGCACGGGCCGCACCCCCAGCAGCACGGGCCCCACCCCUCCCAGCACGCGCAGCAGCUCGGACAGCACCCGUCCCAGCAUGCACCUCACCCCCAGCAGCACCAGAACCACCAGCAUCCGUCCCUGUCGCACCCGCAGCACCCCGCGCAGCAGCAGAUGUCCUGCAAUGCAGGGCUCCCCACUGACUGGUACCCCAAUCUUGAUGCACUGAAAGAGAGCUGCAGGAUCGCCAGCAGCUACAACUGGGCAGAUGUGGAUCUCUCGCCCUUUCAAGGGCUGAAGGAGAGCAUGAGGCAGGCGGAUCUCAACAACUGGUCCCUGGACCCUGCUCAGAUCGCAGACCUCUGCUCUUCAAUCAACCAGUUCUUCACCCGCACUGGAGUCAUCCCACCACAGGGGGCAGUGCAGCCGCCCGUGUGCCACAGUUCCAUGCAUCCCAACAAGCCCAACCAGCACAACCAGCACAUCAACACAGGAAAUCUCUACAUGGACACCAGACAAAACAUGUCCCCUAUGAUGGGCCCCCCAGGGUACCCCCACAUGCCCCCCAUGAGCAGUGCGGGUCCCACCAUGACAGGACACCAUCCGCAGAUGAACCAGCAGCACAUGAUCUCUCCUGGAAACUUCCAGAUGCGGCGCAUGCCUGCAGACGACAUCCAGGACGACUUUGACUGGGACUCCAUCGUGUAGGCCGGGGGGGGCCGCGCAUGGGGGUAACCGAGAGGCACAGGAGAGCCAGGCUGGGACUGCCACGCCCCGUGGAGGGAGACAAUCUGGGACAGGAGACGCCACAAGUAUAAGUUCCUGAUCCCGAUCUUUUUACAAAAAAAAAUAAACAAAUGAAUAAAAAAAAAAACAAACCGAAAGUUACUUUGAAGACAAUCAUAUUUAGGAGGACAAAGAUAAAAAUGAUCGCUUUUGCACUUGCCGGCAACGGCAAGUGAACUAAUGACACCUCCCACUCCACCUUCCCAUCCCUCCCCCCACUCCCCACCCCCUGCCCCCCUCACCCCCUCACCCCCCCACCCCCUCAGAAAUCCCGAAUCUCUCUUUUUUGACGGAGCUCUCUGAGCUUCUUAACUAUUGUGUGAUGUUUUGGUCGACUCGUUCAGCUUGUUAUCCUGCCUGUGUUGACUGACAAAGGCCUCAGCUGCCGCUGGGACACGUUUGCUCGUCUGUAUUUCACGUGUGUGUUUGUUUUUUUUUAAACGAGCGUUUUCCUGUCCGUGCUGGAUGCCUCUGGAGAGCGGGGAGCGUGUGGGGAACCGGACGCGGCUCGCCCAUGUCCACGGGGCGGGCGUGGUCAGGACGGUGCCGGAGGAGGGGCGGCACUCGGCUCUGUCACUGGCCGUGGGGGGUUCUGGGUACUGAGAGACGCCCACCGGGGCGUGGCACCGUGGUCAAACAGCUGCGUCCAUCCCAGUUUGCCAUUUAGGACUUGCAGUCAGCUAUAGCAGACACCACAGAAAAGUUCAAAUUAUAAAUUAGAUGUAAAUUAAUGAAUUCGAUCUAAUUAUAAAAUAAAUGUAAAUUAUGGUAGUUGUUUUAACAAUUACAGAGCACGCACGGAGCGUCUCUUCGGUGUGCUGUCUGAAGGUGUGAAAUCUUUUAUCUCACUGCUAGAGCAUUUGCAAAAUGCUUCUGGGAGAUGUUUCAAAACAUAGAAAAAUGCCCUGAUGUUUUUAAAUAGAAGUUUAUAUUUUUUUAAAUGCUUUUAAAUGUUUUGACGGUUAUUUUUGGUAGCGCUGAAGGCUCAGUGGUGGGUGUGCUCUUUGGGGGCUGAUACACAGGGGCUCAGCACGUCCCCGCCGGCGCGGGACGGGCGCUCCGGAAGGGCCGGUGUCUGCACACGUCCGAGAACGCCGCCGCUCCCCCCGCCUCCCUCGCCGCGGCUAAAUGAAAUGUUUUUAUGAGAGGACAGAGCGGCGGAGGCGAACAGGCGGGGGAAAUCAGACGCCGUGUCCUUCUAUCGAUUCCCCCGCCGAGCCAAGGGCCAAUCUGCGCAUCUCACAUCCGGGCCGCCCCCGCCGAGGGCUGCUUAUCGGCUCCUCGCCGGUGACUCCGCAGCCAGUGAGCUUGUGACAUCACAGUCGCGUGACAUCAUAACUGUUGUACCUGGACAGCUUCAUAGCUAAGCAAGCUGUGGGUGGUUUCAUGCAGUUUGCUUACUAUGGACCAGUGCUACAGAAGGUAGCCAGCUGUUUGAGUGAUGUCAUGUAAUGUUGUUGCUUGGUUGCUCCCUAACUGGCAACAGUUCAGUACCUAAUGACUAACUGAGCAUUUACCACUAGGCUAGUGUAUGUGUACCCCCCUCAUACAGAGCUGCCCCGUUGGUUAAGCAGCCUUGCAAAGCACAAGACCGUGACACCCUGUCUCUGGUUCAGACCUUCGCACAGGGUAGCGUUGCUGGUGCUAGCGCUGGCCUGAUCCCAGUACCAUUCACACCCAGGGCAGUGACGCACUGCGUAAUUAGCACCUCGCUGCUACUCCAUAGCCGUUCUGUCCUGCCAGAACAUUUUUGUGGAGCGGUGUGUGGUGUGGGGGUGGUUGGGAGGGGCUCGCUCGGUCCUCACUGUGUGAGGGCAGGUUGGUCGGUGACUGACUUUGUCGGUUUCAGUCCAAACUCAGCCUUCUCGUUCUCAUAGUGUAACAGUCAACGGUUUUGAAAUUUAGCCGCAUCCCGUGGCUGUCUUUGUGUAAGGAGGUUACAGUACAAAAACACUGUGCGAAACCCAGAAGGGAAACACUAACGAGAAGAAUGGCUAGAUCUUGUCUGACAAAGAAAUUUAUUGAACACAACAACUCUAUCAAUCAAAGAACCAGCUGCACACAAAAAAAAAAAAAUACCGGAGUUUCAUUUCCGUCUUGAGAGCGACUCCUUCCUGCC